Molecule: messenger RNA, 1982 nt
Organism: Neoarius graeffei (lesser salmon catfish)
Lineage: Eukaryota; Metazoa; Chordata; Actinopteri; Siluriformes; Ariidae
Gene: rnft2
Product: ring finger protein, transmembrane 2
Exons: 11
Coding region: 123-1460 (445 amino acids)
Biological process (GO): positive regulation of ERAD pathway
Molecular function (GO): ubiquitin protein ligase activity
Source: RefSeq, a predicted model, not a curated record
UUCUUUUUUUGCUCGACUCCGAGUCCUUGUUUCGUUUUUAGGCAAAAACAAAAGUCAUCCAGGAACGUCUGUUUUAAGCAGCAUGAUAAUGAUCCUGAGCUUCUGGUGACUCAGUGGGUGCCAUGCAGAGACGCCACAGUAGUAACACAGAUGGCAUGCCACCUGAAAGGAACAGGAGUCAGACGCUCGGAUCCGAGAGCAGCCUGGAUGAAGGAGGUGUGUUUGACUGUUUAAAGCCCGAGUCUCCCGCUUCGCCCCAGCAGCUCUUCUCAGGCCUGGUGGGCGUGUCUGCAAGUGCCGUGACCUCAGCCCCUUUCCAGGCUGCUGGACUCGUCCUUGGUUCUCCUCCGGAGGUCUUCAUCCAGAUGACUACUUCGUCGCGGGAGGAAGGAUCUCACCGGGCAGAGAAUGCGGCGUUUCUUCCUCGCCCUGCCCAGCAUCAUCAUCACCAUCAUCAUCAUUUCCACCAGUCGGGGCAGCACCGCUCCGCCCUGCUUCAUUCAGCGUCGUCGGCUGAGAGGCGGAGCAGCAGGGAUGAUGGAGGUCAGAAGCGAGACGAAGCGUCUGCUCCGGCUCCUGCUCUGUCCGAGCUGAAAGCUGUGGUCUCGUGGCUGCAGAGAGGAUUCCCCUUCAUCCUCAUCCUCCUCAUUAAAGUCUGUUUCCAGCACAAGCUCGGUAUCGCUGUGUGCAUUGGCAUGGCCAGUACAUUCGCCUUCGCUAAUUCAACUCUAAAGCACCAGGUGUCGCUCCGGGAAGAGCGGUCCAUCUUUGUGGCUCUUUGGAUCGUGGUGUUCCUCGCAGGAAACAUUGUGUACGUGUAUUACACGUUCAGCACCGAGGAGCUGCACAACAGUCUGAUCUUUGCCAAGCCGAACAUUAACAGUUAUGAUUUCUUCGACCUGAUCUGGGUGGUCGGAAUCACCGACUUCGUGCUCAAGUACUUCACCAUCACUGUCAAGUGCCUCGUUCUCUUCCUCCCCAAAAUCCUACUGGCUUUCAAAUCCAGAGGGAAGCUCUAUCUGCUUAUCGAGGAGUUCAGUCAGCUCUUUCGCGCUCUGGUGCCCAUCCAGAUGUGGUACAAGUACAUCAUGGGUGAGGAUCCAUCCAGCAGCUACUUCCUGGGCGCAGCGUUGAUUAUCAUAUACAGCCUGUGUAAGUCAUUUGACCUCUGUGGAAGAAUAUCAGGGAUUCGAAAAGCCUUCGUCGUGCUCUGUAGCUCGCAGAGUUAUGGUAUGAGGGCCAGCACACAGCAGUGCAGUGAGGCAGGAGAUGUGUGUGCAAUCUGCCAGGCUGAGUUCAGAGAGCCGGUUGCUCUGCUCUGUCAGCAUGUGUUCUGUGAAGACUGUCUGUGUCUGUGGUUCGACCGAGAACGGACGUGUCCGCUGUGCCGAGCGGUCGUCGUGGAAACACCACGCAGCUGGAAGGAUGGCACCACGUCUGCACACUUCCAGAUCUACUGAUCAGAUGUGAUGUUUAAUUCCCAUUAAAGCACUCUGGGGGGGAUAAUCGGUUCCUAGAUAUCGACAGCAUCAGUGCUUACAUUCAGACAAUAUAACUAUGACACGCUUUACAGUCACGCUGAUGGAAAUCAUAUUGUAGGGUUUAGAAACGGAAAAGAUGCCUCGAGCUGCGUAAAGGCUGGAUUUAUUUAUAACCACGUCCGGAUUCACAGAGUCCCGUCCCGACUCGUAGCAUGGACUUGAUCUCACUCCUUUUUUUUUUUUUUCCAUCUGUUGGAGGGAACUUUGUUCUGUUCUUCUGUAUCAUCGUUUAUUAAACAUAUAUCUCUGAUCUAAAACAACACCUUCGAGAAAGGAAAAGACUCCUCCGGUUAUACGCUGUUGCCCUCUUACUGUUUCUCCAUCGCAGCAAAAUGCGAAAGUUGUUCAGUAAUAUCGGAAUGCAUGAUGAUCUCUGACUGUACUUUCAUUUUUAUUGACUUGAUUUAAUAAAAGCCUCUUUAAAUAACAAAAAAAAAGAAA